UCUUUAAAUAGUUAACCCUUGCCCGGCCGCGCAGCAGCCUCUCGGCUCCGCGCCUGUCUCCCUCAUGGCCGCCGCACAGGAGCGUCUGUACCUGGGCUUCGACUUCAGCACGCAGCAGCUGAAGGUGGCCGCCGUCGAUGGAAACCUGAGCGUCGUCCACCAGAACAACGUGCAGUUUGACUCUGAGCUGCCUGAGUUCAGAACUCAGGGCGGUGUUCACAUUCAUGCUGACAGGCUGACGGUCACUUCCCCCACCCUCAUGUGGGUGAAGGCUCUGGACCUGCUGUUGGACAAGAUGAAGGGGGCGGGGUUUGACUUCUCCCGUGUCAGAGGCGUGUCGGGCAGCGGCCAGCAACAUGGCAGCGUGUUCUGGAGGACAGGAGCUGCUCACACACUCACACAGCUGCAGCCAGACCGGAGCCUGCACCAGCAGCUGCAGGCCUGUUUCUCCGCAGCAGACUCUCCUGUGUGGAUGGACUCCAGCAGCGCCCCUCAGUGUCGCGCCCUGCAGGCGGCGGCGGGCGGCGCGGCCAGGCUCGCCCAGCUGACCGGCUCCAGGGCAUACGAGCGUUUCACGGGAAACCAGAUCGCCAAGCUGUUCCAGACCAGACCAGACCAGUACCACAACACUGAGAGGAUCUCAUUGGUCAGUAGCUUUGCGGCCUCUCUCUUCCUCGGGGAUUACGCCGCCAUCGACUACAGUGACGGCUCGGGGAUGAACCUGCUGGACAUCAGGACUAGAAACUGGUCUGAGAUCUGCCUGGAAGCCACUGCACCUCAGCUGGAGCGACUGCUGGGAGCUCCACAGCCCUCCUCAGCAAUACUGGGCCCCAUCUCGUCCUACUUUGUGUCUCGGUACGGUUUCUCUGAGGACUGCAAGGUGGUGGCAUUCACCGGAGACAACCCAGCGUCUCUUGCAGGAAUGAGGCUGCAGGAAGGCGACGUCGCUGUCAGUCUGGGUACCAGUGACACGGUGUUUGUGUGGAUCCAGCAGCCUCAGCCGGCGCUGGAGGGCCACAUCUUCUGCAACCCGGUGGACUAUCAGGCUUACAUGGCCCUGCUGUGUUUCAAGAACGGCUCGUUGACCAGAGAGCGCAUCAGGAACGAGUGUGCUGGAGGAUCAUGGGAAGUUUUCUCUGCCGCCCUGAGGGACACGCCCCCUGGAAACCAUGGCAACAUCGGCUUUUAUUUUGACACCAUGGAGAUCACGCCGACUGCAGUGGGAGUUCACCGCUUCGACCGGGACAACAACAAGGUGUCGUCAGCUGUGGACUCUCAGGUGGAGAUCAAGGCCUUGGUCGAAGGUCAGUUCCUGUCCAAGAGGCUCCACGCAGAGAGACUGGGAUUCACCAUCAUUCCAGGCACUAGAGUGCUGGCAACAGGAGGAGCCUCUUCUAACAAGGACAUUCUACAGGUUCUGUCUGACGUCUUCAACGCUCCGGUCUACACCAUCGACGUGUCCAACUCGGCCUGUCUGGGCUCAGCGUACAGAGCUCUGCACGGCCUGGUAGCCGAAUCCGGAGUUUCCUUCUCUGACGUGGUGAAGAACGCGCCGGAACCUCAACUGGCCGUCACGCCCACACCUGGAGUGCAGCAGGUUUACGACCAGAUGCUGAAGCGCUACGCCCAAUUGGAGGAGAGAGUUCUGCAGGAGUCCCGCCCCUGAGCCCCAACAACCAAUCAGCUCUCAGGGCAGAAGGAGAGGGAGAACCUGCUCUCGGCCGUGAUUGGACGACAGAGGGGGCGUGAACCUUUCGGGAACCAAUAAACAGGAACCAGUGAAAGACGAAAAAGUGUUAUAACAGAAUUCUUAACAAGUAGGGAAAACAGUGAUUAUGUCUAAUUAAUUUUUUAGUGUCAUAGUGAAAUGAAGCGCACGCUGUCAUGGUUUUGCGUCCACAGGGGCGGGGUUUAGACAGACGCUCAAUGGGCGUGGCCACUUUCACCACAUGACGGUUUGGAUUGACAGGAAAUAAACGGCUUUAUCCUCCUCCAUCUCUGUGGCACCGAGCUGCACGCCCUCCUCCAGCCACACAAACACUUCCUCGCUGCACCUGAUUGGUCGAACGCCUCGCCGGCACGCCGUCCUCUCCUGCGUUUCAAACCGGACCAACAUGGCGGCUUUUUGGGAAACUUUCUCUGGAUUUUUUUUUUUUUUUUUACGAAACAGAAAUAAACCCUGCAGCUGCGGAAUCUGUCUUUUCAAAUCGAUGACGGUUCUUUAAAAGUUUCUGUUCUGAUGCCCCCUAAUUUGCAUAAAGACGCCUAGACCUGAACUUUAUGCAAAUGAGGAGACGUCGAUGUGACGCCCCGCUUCUUGAAAUGCAGCGCUCCCAGAAUGCAUUGCACAGCAGCUUACAUGGAAGGGACAAUGAAUGUGGGAAGCAAGGAUAUGAUUCAGAUUCAGAUUCACACGGCGGCCAUUUUCCUGUCGCUGUUCUCACAGCUGCUCGGCGUGGAACCACAGAGAACCUGACAACCUGCUGAGGUUCCACCGCCUCCAGCCUGAGGAACGACGGAGAGAGAAACUCCAGAGGGACGUCGGCUCAGAUUUCAACAGAUUAGAUCAGCUGUUAGCUACAACAGCUAACGUUAGCAUUCAGCCACUUCCUAGCUAACAUUACCGUCUGAUACCGAAAUGUGAACAAACAUCCUGGACACGGUUUUUCAGUCCCCCUGCUAAAGCUUGCAGUUAAACUCUGUGUUCCGGUGAGAACGUGGCAGAACGUUCCCGAGUCCAGCAGAACAUUAAAACCCAGCAGGACAGCUAACGUUAGCCUGCUAGCUUCAGCGCGGCCGGCGGCUUUCACUGCCACACCUUAAUAAAUAAAUAAUAUGAGUUCACUCAUAUUUCAGAAUGAAUUCACGUCUUUCCUGUCGGGUCAUGUGAUGCUAUCAAGCGAUAACGUUAGCUAGGAAGAGGCUGAAUGCUAAUGUUAGCUGUUGUCUAAAGGUAGUUUUAGCUGUACCGGUGACGGCACAGCAAGAUGGCCGCCGUGUGAACGUGCUCUAUAAGACACGGAGGGCGGGUUAGUGUGACGAGUCACUUCCUGUCUGCUCCACCGACUCUGACGCUCACCCACAUCUGGAACAAGAAACUGUCAAGAAACUACAACUUAAAAAUAAGAUUAAAUAUUAAAUUUGUAUAUGACCUAAAUAACAGCUGUGUUUCCAGCGGGCUGAUUGGGUUUGUUUGGUUUGUUUCUCAGUUCAUCCUGACAGAACAAACCUCACCUGACAUCACGACGUCACACUCAAGCCCAGGUUUAGCUAGCAGGUGUUGUCGAGGUAAUCAGACCGAUCCAAACCUCAUCGCUUGAAAACCGAGCCGACGUUUUUCUCAAACUUGAAAAUGAAGAGCCACGCCCCCUGGCGAUGCAGCUGCCCAAUCAGCUGCAGCUCCUCCAUGCUGCCGAGCAGGAGGAGAGAGAAAGCUGCAGUAAUGUCCGGCCAAGCGUCCGGCCCAUAAACUGGACCGUGUAGGGUUCAUGUGUUCCUGCUCUGGUGGAUUUGGUGGAUUUGGUGUGCACGCGUCACCGCUGUUCUUGCCAUGUUCACAGGAACACUCCAACAUUUUAGGCGUAAUCCCCUUUUCCCCAAGUUCCCCUGCCUGAGUCCAGAUGUUGGACACCAUCUCCUCUGUACGUCCAGAGGUUCAGUUCCUAUGAGUAGCAUUUCCUGGUAGCUUAGCAUAAAGACUUGAAGUCUAUGGGAGUCGUUAGCCUGGCUCGGUCAAAGUGAAAAAAUAAACCUCACAGCAGCUCUGAGGCUGUCUGAUUCACAGGGUGGAUCAUGUGGAUCUGAAAUACACAGUUUGCUAACAGCUAACAGGAGAGUCUUCACACAGGAAGUGAACAUCUGGACGAACAGAGGAGGAAAUUGUGUCCAACAUCUGGUCUCAGACAUGGGAUUUUACCUCAGAUAGUUGAGUGUUCCUUUACGUCAAAUCUCGCAGAGCUCUGCUGUCAUGCUGACGGAGCGAGGACAAACCCUGGAGUCGGUGGGGACAUCUGCAGGAGGACAAGGUCCCCCUGAUCGUCCCGUGGAUUAAAACAGCAGCUGAACCUGGGAUUAACAUCCUCAGACUGUAGGCGCUGGGCUCUGGCUGCUUAUUAAACGAGAGAAGCUGCUAACAGGAGUCAGAGCGACGCUGAAUUAGAUGUGAAAUUAAUUUGAGUUUUGGUUGUGAACGGCAGCCGAGAGUGAGCGACACGCUGAUAAUUUGAUCAUUUUCCAGGCGUCGGCAGAUAAGGAAGUGACAGUUUCAGACUUUAUUUCUGAGUGAGAUUGGUUGGUAGCUUGUUUUUUUUUUUCUUUCCAUUUGUAAACCAACCCUGUGCUCCCUCUGCUGCAGCACCUGCAGCGCUCACCUUGUUCAAGUCACAGUCAAGUGACAAACGACUUUUUCACCUCGUUAAGCGACUGUCCACGUCCUCACAGCCGCCCGCUCUGUCACAGCUGACCCACAGCGCUCCAUCAAAAUCCCUUUUCUGUCCUGAAAGCCGGGGAUUUCACCAGUGUCUUCAUUCCAGAAAAAAAAAAAUCAGUAAAGGGUGUAAUGAUUUAUUCACUGGGUUGAGUCGAGUUCAUUCACCAUUCUUUACAAAAAAAAAAUUAAAAUAAAAAACAGA
This is a messenger RNA of Myripristis murdjan (pinecone soldierfish), 4631 nucleotides long. It is a transcript of the gene xylb, whose product is annotated as xylulokinase homolog (H. influenzae). The record is from RefSeq and is a predicted model, not a curated record. NCBI's taxonomy places the organism in Eukaryota, Metazoa, Chordata, Actinopteri, Holocentriformes, Holocentridae. The coding region runs from base 65 to 1666 and encodes 533 amino acids. Gene Ontology annotation, molecular function: D-xylulokinase activity. The transcript is spliced from 19 exons. Gene Ontology annotation, cellular component: cytosol. Gene Ontology annotation, biological process: xylulose metabolic process; D-xylose metabolic process; phosphorylation.